AUGAUAAAAUAAAAUAUAGUUAGUUAUGAAAAAUUUGUUGAGGAGUAUUUGAAUUAGCUUAAAGUUCCUUCUUGCCUACCGAGACAUGUAGGUGAAUUAUGUGGUGGAUGGACGGCAGAGACUUUCAAGCAAAUUAUUUAAAAAAUUACUAAAAAGAACACUGCGCCUUUAUAAUUAUGGUUUGAUAGCUAUUAAUCUAUGGAUAUUAUAUCAACAAAAAGAGCGAGCUUAAAAGAAGUGUUUAAAAUUUUAGAUACAAGAAAUAUUUCAAGAAUUGAUAGCUGCGAAUUAUUUUCAGUAAUGACAUUUAUUGCUAAAGGAGACUAUGAAACAACAAUUACAAAUAUAUCUUUGGUUUUUGGCUUUAAAAAUCCUCAGUGCUUGACAAAAGACGAGUUCUUUUUCUUUUUAGACAGUUUCUUUCGUGGAAUCAGCAAAAUUCUACUAUUAAAAAAUAAAAAGGAUUAUACUGAAUAAGAUGUUAAUAAGAGACUUAAUUCUGAAGACAUAAAAGAAAUAACUGACAAAGUUUAUGGAAACAAAAUAAACUUUACAAACAAAGAUUUCGCUAGGGAAUUCAUGAAGAGUAAGUAUAAUUAAUUUUUUGAGUACAUUUAUCAACAACUUUAGGCGAGCAAUGACUUCGAAAGAUCAGUUAGCUUGUAAAAUAUACAGAUAGCCCAAGAAGUGAGAAAAUGUAUAAUGGAUGUACUAAAAUCAGUUGAAAAAAAUGUAAAUGGCGAUGUUAAAAAAUGA
Tetrahymena thermophila SB210 is the source of this 756-nucleotide messenger RNA. RefSeq lists its product as hypothetical. The transcript has 7 exons. Lineage: Eukaryota; Ciliophora; Oligohymenophorea; Hymenostomatida; Tetrahymenidae. The record is from RefSeq and is a predicted model, not a curated record.